AUGGGGAAGACACUCUUAGCGAUUGAAGAAGAAUUGAAUGAGCCAAUUUUUCCUUAUUUCGAUUGGGUUGCGGGCACGUCUACAGGCGCUCUACUAGGAACUGCCCUAGCGCAAGGCAAAACUCUACGGGAGUGUCAGCAUAUUUACUUACGUUUCAAAGAUCUCAUCUUCGAUGGCUGGACUCGUCCUUAUAAUUCCACCCUGCUUGAAAUGUUCAUGAAAGAAGCAGUCGGAGAAGAAAGUCUGAAUGAAAUCAAGUCGCCGAGGUAA
Cooperia oncophora is the source of this 270-nucleotide messenger RNA. Lineage: Eukaryota; Metazoa; Nematoda; Chromadorea; Rhabditida; Trichostrongylidae. The record is from the annotation of a GenBank genome assembly.